AUGUCGAUGAAUUCAGAGCACAGCGGAGCCUUCGAGAGCGCAGCGGACAGCAAAACGCACAUAUUACGUUACUUACCCAACUUCGUCGUGGCAUUCAAUUCGGUGUCGGUGGUAAUGAAUUCUAGCGCCGCCCUCCUGGGCGUUUUUCAUUACGACGAAGCUUCCAACGCGACUCGGCCGUACGUCGUGACAAUGCAUCUUCCAUUCGAUAAUAAUAAACAAUCCGUACACGCAACAGUCGUAUUACUGCAAUUUUCUUAUCUGUUGAUCCUUUCCGCUGGGGCUGCCACCAUUAAUUCGGUUCUCAUUAUUUUGGUGCUGUAUUUAGGCGGUCAGAUCGACAUUAUUUGCCGAACCUUGACGCAGAUGCCGCAGAGACAGAACGAUCGCGUGGUGAACGCAACGAUAAUGAAGGAAAUAAUUAAGAAACACCAGAGGAUCGUUACCUUUUCGGAAAACAUCGAGUCACUGUAUACAUAUAUCGCGCUGAUAUUACUCCUACUCAAUACCUUAAUCACCUGCGGCUUGGGUUUCAUACUCGUCUCGUCUGCUGGGUCACCUAAUUUUUCUAAGAUGCUAAUAAAAAAUCUCAUGUUCUACUGCGUAAUUAAUAUUGAGACAUUUGUAUUUUGCUUCGCCGGGGAAUACCUUAGUGCCAAGAGCAGAGAAAUCGGCGAGGCUGCGUACGGUUCGCCCUGGUACCAAUCGAAGUUUCAUGGCCGAGCCGUUCUGUUCAUGAUAAUGAGGUCGCAGAAUCAGUUGACGAUCACAAUGGGAAAGUUCAUGGAUCUGUCGUUGGAACGAUUCUCCACUAUUGUGAAAGCUUCAGCGUCCUACAUGUCGGUUUUGCUGGCGAUGUAUUGA
Messenger RNA from Dinoponera quadriceps, 864 nucleotides. RefSeq names its product odorant receptor 4-like. Lineage: Eukaryota; Metazoa; Arthropoda; Insecta; Hymenoptera; Formicidae. Gene Ontology annotation, biological process: detection of chemical stimulus involved in sensory perception of smell; sensory perception of smell. The transcript has 5 exons. Gene Ontology annotation, cellular component: plasma membrane. The coding region runs from base 1 to 864 and encodes 287 amino acids. Gene Ontology annotation, molecular function: olfactory receptor activity; odorant binding. The record is from RefSeq and is a predicted model, not a curated record.